AUGGCCGAGGUCGAUCCAGUACCUGCGGAGGCGGCCGCCGGGCACACGGAGCGGAGGGCUAGCAGCGGUGUUGACUCUGCAGCAGAUGCAGAGAUGGAUUUGAAGUCGGAGUCCGGUGUCCUGUCCGAGACCGCAGAGCAGUCACCCAAUCCGAUUUCUUCGGCGUAUAUCACAGCCAUCGCCCCGCCUGUGCAGCCCCAGGUUGUGCAAAAUGCACGCAGCAUCAGCAGCAGAUCAUCACCCUUGCUUCCCAUCAUUGUUGCCGCAGCCUCUGCCCUGCUCGGCGGGUGGCUGGUGCGGCACCGCAUGAUGCGCAACCGCCCCACAGCAGCAACGACACCAGCAGCAGCAUCGCAUCGAAGAAAAACGUCAGGACGCUCUUCUUCUGCCAAGGCGGCGGUCAACGCAGCUGCGGCCGAAGAUGCCGCAGCAGCCAACGCAGUUAACGCAAAGCCGGAGCCCGCCGCGCCUCCUCCAGAACCCAUUGACCCCGACACUCUCGACAUCCUCGUCUGCGGGCCUCCUCCCCCCUCCUCCUCCUCCCCUUCCUCCCCUUCCAUCCACACCGCUCGACCAGUCGGAAGCGGCUCGUCUCCACCCCUUCGCGCUGCUGCAGCACCUCUCGCCGGCGUGACUUUUGUGGUUUCGGAGGACGUUGACCUGGCCGGUACCCCCACAACUCUCGGCCUGCGCCGCGACCCACAUCCGGAGUCCACCGACACAACCACCACGACCACCGCUACCCCCUCCUCCAGCGCCUCCCCCGACCGGUUCGUCGCUGCCUCUACCUCCGCCCCCGCUUCCAACGGCAGCAGUAGCGCUUCCAGCGGACAGCCGCAGCAUGAGGAGGAGAUGGUUUCGAAGCACGCUUCUGCCGCUGCCUCUCCCGCACCCGCUUCAGCCGCUGGGGCGGUGUGCGUGGGCAAGGCGGCCAUGCAGCCACUGGGUUUGGACACAUUGGGAGCAAACUUCGGCAAUCCGUACAAUAAGGCGCAGGUGUCAGGAGGCGGCCAGACGG
Molecule: messenger RNA, 1018 nt
Organism: Volvox carteri f. nagariensis
Lineage: Eukaryota; Viridiplantae; Chlorophyta; Chlorophyceae; Chlamydomonadales; Volvocaceae
Exons: 2
Source: RefSeq, a predicted model, not a curated record